AUGCCUAUGCCCACCUGUGGCGCUCUCCUCCUGGCCAUCAGCAUGUCCUUCCACCUCACCACAGCUGUGGCCGACCAGUGCAGCGGAGGCAGCAACCUCUUCACAGAGCUGCAGGAGAACAGCCCCCACGGCACCUUUGUGGCCAACCUGACGGUCUUCGGGGAGCCCGAGAGCAGCAGCCUCCGGCUGGGUCUAACCGGCGCCGACGCUGGGUGGUUCUACCUGGAGGGGAAAACCGUGCGGCUGAGCGUCUCGCCAGGGGCGUCGCUGGACAGAGAGGCGCUGGAGUCCCCCGUCCUGAUGGUGGCGCUCACCUGCUCGGAGGACGGCUUCUCUCCGGUUGAGUACAGGAUCAUCGUCCAGGUGCUGAAUGAGAACGACAACAAACCCCGGUUCCUGGAGGACUCCGUCCUGACCCAGAACAUCAGUGAGCUGGCGGCGGUGCACUCGGUGGUGUUCACCACCCGGGCGGAGGACAAGGACGGAGACACCCUCAUGUAUGUGAUUGACAGCACCUCGGCCGAUGGCAAAUACUUCCGGAUCGACCUGCCCAACAGCGGGAAGAUCGUGCUGGCCAAAGCGCUGGAUUUCGAGACCAAGCGCCACCUGGAGUUCAUGGUCCACGCCGUGGAGAUGAACACCAAGGAGAGGUACAACUCCUCCGCCAGGAUCCGCGUCAACGUGCUGGACGGGGACGACCAGUACCCCCGGUUCCUGCCGUGCAACUUCCUGGCGCACGACGGAGUCAGCGUGUGCGUCAGCCCCGUCUACACGGCAAACGUCACCGAGCGGGAGGUCACGGUGGGCCCUCUGCACUUCGUCCCCGGCUUGGUCUAUGCGGAAGAUGGGGACAGGGAGCUGAAGGCUGCCAUUACCUACGCCAUCCUCGCAGGGACGGACCACGGCAGGUUCCACAUCGACAACGUGACGGGCGCCAUCACUAUGCUGCGGCCUGUGGAGAGCCGGAGCCACACGCCCGCCUUCAGCCUCAGCGUCAUGGCCGCGCAGGUGAACGACGCCAACAAGUACGUGGUGACGGAGGUGCGGGUGAGGGUCCUGGCCGCCAACGCGCACCCGCCUCGCUUCAGCCGGCCCCGGUACCAGGCCUUUGUGCGGGAGGAGCCCGGCCUGGCCGCCCUGGUGCUGACGUACAGCGGCCGGGUGCUGACGCUGCAGGCCGCCGACGCCGACUUCCCCGACGGCUUCAACCCAAAGGUCCGGUACAGCCUGACACCCCAGUCCAACCACACCCAGCUCUUCCAGAUCACACCGAGCGGGCUCCUUGUGGCUCGGGCCGACCAGCUCCGUGCCCUCCAGCAGUACUUCCUGCAGCAGCGCUAA
Messenger RNA from Mauremys mutica (yellowpond turtle), 1341 nucleotides. RefSeq names its product cadherin-related family member 5-like. The transcript has 12 exons. Gene Ontology annotation, cellular component: adherens junction; catenin complex; membrane. Lineage: Eukaryota; Metazoa; Chordata; Testudines; Geoemydidae. The coding region runs from base 1 to 1341 and encodes 446 amino acids. Gene Ontology annotation, molecular function: cadherin binding; calcium ion binding. The record is from RefSeq and is a predicted model, not a curated record. Gene Ontology annotation, biological process: adherens junction organization; cell-cell junction assembly; cell morphogenesis.